AUGAUUACUCAUCCAUUAUUUACAUCACGCAUCACUGAGAGUGAAAGUUUUUCUUCACAAUGACAGCACUACUCACCAAAGAGGAGGAAAUCAGCAGUAAUUCCUUUUUCCAUUAUUCCAAUCAGAGACUGAAACAUCACCGGGAGUUCCUUUAAUUGCACCGGACUUCCUCCUCCUGUAAACCCAUUCACAUGCAUGCACCUGUGCAGUCCCAUGCAUGUUUAACCUGUUCGAUACCUGGUAAAAAAAAAUCCCCUUACUCCACACUAUAAGAGGACACAGGAUGGAGGCACAGAGACACAGCUUCACCAGAACUCUCCCUCUGAGUGACACGCGCACAGUUUUCUCACCAGAUCGCCAUCAUCAGGAUGAAGAUGCUUCUCAGCUGCUCUGCUUCCUUCCUCCUCCUCCUGCUGCUCAGCUGUCUGACUGAACCUGCGGAGAGCCGAACUCUGCAUCUGGACAGCUGCUCUGUCAGUGUUCACACACACGAGCUGCGCAAAUACUACGCACACAUACGAUCAAACGCGAUUUCGGAAGACAACGAGAUCGGAAUGAAACUUCUGGAUAGAUCACUGAUGAAAAACGUUCAGGAUGGUCAGACAUGCUGUUUCCUGCGUCUUGUGCUGCGUUUCUAUGUUGAGAGAGUGUUCAGCAACUAUGCCUCAUCUGAGCCAGAGCAACAACGCUGCUCCAGCGCUCUGGCCAAUGCUUUCGUGAGCAUCAGAAGAGACAUCCAUAAAUGUCACUGCCAAUGUGGAGAAGAAACCCAGAGAACAAUUGAUUCAGUGCAUGCUGAGUUUAUCAAGCUACAAGCAAACAGGGCAGCACAGAAGGCAGUGGGUGAACUGGGCACUGUGCUGGAGUGGCUGGAAGCACUGGGACCCAAAACUCAAAGAAAUUGAGCUGCUCUUUACAAAUGUGCUAAUUUAAGUUUUGUGACAUGUUGCAUUUCUAUUUUUUCACUUGAAAGAACUUGUAUCCACUAAUGUGGACUGAACUUGUUUGCUAUAUUUAUAACUAAACAAAAACAGACAUGUAUACUUCUGAGGAAGCUGUUACUGUAAGAUUGUUUACUAGACUUAAAUGUUUGUUUU
Oreochromis niloticus (Nile tilapia) is the source of this 1097-nucleotide messenger RNA. RefSeq names its product interleukin 19 like (gene il20). Bases 369 to 905 code for a protein of 178 amino acids. The record is from RefSeq and is a predicted model, not a curated record. Lineage: Eukaryota; Metazoa; Chordata; Actinopteri; Cichliformes; Cichlidae. The transcript has 6 exons.